AUGGAACUUCUCUUCACACUUUUUCUUGUUGUUUUGACUGUUUUUGUGGCAAUGUCUUUCUAUUAUGAACACCCCAAGGCAAAAAUCCCGCCUGGAAUGAGUCAGCGCAAAAAGCUUUACGCUUUUCAUUAUAUCAUGAACUUCGGGUUUGGUCUGGCAACAUUAAUGGAAAAAAUUGGUAUCACUUCAGAAGUCCAUUUCCUCAGGAUUAUGAUGGAUGGAAUACCGCCACCAAAAGAUAAACAUCUUUUUAUCAAAGACUUAAGAUUUGAAAAGGUUAAAGUAAGAAUGUACCAGCCAAAAAUGUCAACCACUGGACAAAGAAGAGGAAUCCUUUAUUUUCAUGGCGGAGUUGGACGGCUUGGAAGCAUUCAGGCCUAUGAAAGAACAUGCCGCUACUUUGCUAGGAAAACCAACUCAGUGGUUGUGUCUGUUGGGUAUCGCUUAGCUCCUGAGUACCCAUAUCCAACCCAAUUUGAGGAUUGUCUCACUGCCACCAUACAUUUUAUGAGGACAGCACAAGAUUAUGGAGUAGACCCUUCUCGCAUUAUUGUCUGUGGAGAUAGCAGUGGAGGUACACUCACUGCUGCUGUUGCCCAAGCACUGGUAAACAGAAGAGAUGUCCCAAAGCUGAGAGCACAAAUCCUAAUAUAUCCUUUUCUCCAGGGUGCAGACUUUAAUUUGCCUUCCUAUCAGCAGAAUGAGGGCAUUCCCGUUUUGUUAAAGGAACGAACUGUCUCUCUUGGUUUGAAGUAUCUCAAUACAGACUUGUCUGCCAUAAACAAUGUGCUUCAAGGCUGUCAUGUUUCAGAAGAACUGAGACUGAAGUAUCAGAAAUGGCUGAGUCCUGAUAACAUCCCUCAUGAGUUUAAAACAAGAGGCUACACACCAAGUACAGAACAACCAUUCUCAGAAGAAAUCUAUACAUUGGUCAAGGCUUUUCUUGAGCCUGUUUUUUCACCACUGCUAUCUGAAGAUAGUGUUAUUGCUCAGCUUCCUGAGACUUUCAUUCUGACCUGCGAAUAUGAUGUACUUAGAGAUGAUGGACUGCUGUACAAGAAACGAUUAGAGGAUCAGGGUGUAAAAGUGACCUUGUGCCAUCUGCAAGAGGGAUUCCAUGGAACAAUAUUUUUAGCACUUUAUGGUAAGAUUACAUCAUUCAAAUCUGGACUCAAAGGCCUGGAAAAGAUAACAAAAUUUCUAAGGUUGAUGUAA
Molecule: messenger RNA, 1215 nt
Organism: Cygnus atratus (black swan)
Lineage: Eukaryota; Metazoa; Chordata; Aves; Anseriformes; Anatidae
Product: arylacetamide deacetylase-like 4
Exons: 4
Coding region: 1-1215 (404 amino acids)
Cellular component (GO): membrane
Molecular function (GO): carboxylic ester hydrolase activity
Source: RefSeq, a predicted model, not a curated record